AACAUCUGGCCUCCACCGGCUGCCCCCCGCGGCUCCUCCCCCUCAAACUGGAAGCGAUGUCAAAAGCGGUUCGUGAGUUCAGUCACUCGCUCAAGCCUUUGGUUACUGGGCACGCGGCAAAAACACCUUCAUUGUCUGAGUUUUCAGUUUUUUCUCGGCGCCUCAGCAAUCAAAAGCAGUCCAAAAUGAGCAACGGGAAGCAUUUGGCCACAGGAGCCCCACUGCCCACACUCCAGGACGACGGCAAGAUCAGGCUCUACUCCAUGCGCUUCUGUCCUUAUGCGCAUCGCGUCCACCUCGUCCUGGACGCCAAGGAGAUUCCGCACCACUCAAUCUACGUGAAUUUGAAAGCCAAGCCCGAGUGGCUGUACGAGCGGAGUCCCAUGGGCACAGUUCCGGCCGUGGAUCUGCCCAAUGAGAGCGGCGGUGCUAAUCUUUAUGAGUCUCUCGUCAUCUGUGACUAUCUGGACGAGAAGUUCCCCCAGCGACCUCUCUAUCCGCGCACGCCGCUGGCGAAAGCCAAGGACCGACUGUUGAUCAAGAAGUUCGACACGGUCAUAGAUGUGAUGUACAAGGUUUUCGUCGGUGAACACGUGCCGGGAACUGUGACGGAGAUCAGCAAUCGCCUGGACUUCUUCGAGAAGGAGCUGCAGACGCGCGGAACGGACUUCUUCUGUGGCAAUGCGCCAGGAAUGGUGGACUUCAUGAUCUGGCCGUGGUGCGAGAGAGCCGAUAUGUUCACCUUCUUGCUGGGCGACAAGUACGUCCUGGAUGACGACAGAUUCCCCAAACUGGUUAAAUGGCGAGGCCUGAUGAAGGAGGACAAGGCGGUCAAAGGAUUCGCCAUCAGUGGCGAGCUUCAUGCGAAAUACAUGGAAUCUCGACAGCAAGGAGUGCCUGACUACGACAUGCUCGUCAAUAUUGCUAAGAAACAGCGAACAUCCUAAUGCAAGGCGUGCUUUCAUCGCUGUUCUUAUGAUUUACACACUCUUUAAAAUACAUUUCACACGCUUGUCACGCGGGUCACGGAGUGCAUUUCCACUUAAUUUUGAUGAGAGAGAGAGAAAAAGAA
Phlebotomus argentipes is the source of this 1072-nucleotide messenger RNA. RefSeq names its product pyrimidodiazepine synthase-like. Bases 57 to 947 code for a protein of 296 amino acids. Gene Ontology annotation, biological process: glutathione metabolic process. Gene Ontology annotation, cellular component: cytoplasm. Gene Ontology annotation, molecular function: glutathione dehydrogenase (ascorbate) activity; glutathione transferase activity. The record is from RefSeq and is a predicted model, not a curated record. The transcript is spliced from 4 exons. NCBI's taxonomy places the organism in Eukaryota, Metazoa, Arthropoda, Insecta, Diptera, Psychodidae.